AUGGCUACUUCAGACACUGUCGCGGUUCGCAGAAAGCGCAUAAUGGUUGCGAUGGAUGAAACACGUGGCUCGCGAACCGCGUUACGGUGGACCAUAGGCCACGUGGCUUCAGAGGGCGAAGACACCGUGCUGCUGCUGUGCGUACAGGACCCGUCCGUGCAGCCAGUGGCUGUGACUCCUCAGCUCCUCGACAGCCUCAUGGAGCGCUCACGGCAGAUGUGCCAGGAGACGGACAAGCAGGUGCAGUGCGAGGGAGCGUUUGCGGAAGGCGAUGUGCGGGAGAAGAUUGUGUCUAUAUGCGCGGACAGGGAUGUGGACCUCCUUGUGCUCGGUAGCCGCCGCCAACUCUCCUCCCACCGCAUGUUGACAGGCAGCCGGGGCAACUACUGUGCAGUGUGUGCGCCGUGCCCGGUGCUGGUGGUGCGCAUGGCGCCAGAGGAGGAGCAGAUGCGCCUGCAGUGCAACCGCCCGCGCCGCAUCGCGGUAGGGCUGGACAGGAGUGAGGCGAGUGGCGAGGCAUGCAAGUGGGUGCUGCACCACGUGUGCCGCACAGAGGACCGCCUCUACCUGCUGCAUGCCGACCGAGAACCCAGCUAUGCCAUGCAAGACCGCAUGCUAGCAGCUGAUGGGAAAAAGACAAAUGACAUGGUGAUGCGGCCCCACUUUGACGCUCUCAUCUCCCUCGCGUUGCAAACAAAGGGGGCAUCGUUCGAAGUUUCCACUCAUGUGCUUGAGGGCGAUCCUCGCCCGUUACUGUGCUACCCUUUACCGGCUCUUGCGCGUGUGUAUUCUCCGUAUUCGGGCUUCAACUGCUUAUCUCGCAACGAGCUUCUUCGAAUGGCCGGAUCUGCGAUGGUGGUAGAGAACCCCGUCUUUUCUUCGGCUAACCUCUUCAAGCCUAAGAUUCACCCAGAUACGUACGAACCUGGAAGCGUGUUCGACGACUCAUUUCACACGCCUACCUCGAAUCCGGCCAAGAAUGGCGUCAACAUCGCACGGAAGAUGCUCGUCACGAAAUGGGGUCUUCCCUGGGGGUCUGGCAACUCAGACGCAAAACGCAUGGAUCUCGACACGGGUGGCGGUCAGGUUCAUCAGCAAAAUGACGUGCGCGGAUUUGACGGAGAAACGCGUACAAUGGACAAUCCCAUUUUCAUGGCGCCAAGCUUCUUGGCCGACGCCGGAAGCAUCCGUGUUCUGCAGUCGCAGGCGUCGCUUGCUUCGACUGGACGCGCGGGAAUGAUAGACGGCGAGAUUCAGCGGCUCAUUCGGGAUAAGCGGCUGGAGGAUCCCUUUUACGUGAUGGACAUUGGGGAAAUCGUCCGUCUGUUUACGGGAUGGACGAACUCCUUUCCCCGGGUCCAUCCGUUCUACGCGGUGAAGUGCAACCCGUCGCCGCUGCUCCUCUCUGUGCUUGCAUCCUUAGGAGCGGGAUUCGACUGCGCGAGCAAGGCCGAGAUUUCUCAGGUUCUGAGCAUGGGUGUGUCGCCUGACAAUAUCAUCUUCGCCAACCCCUGCAAGAUGCCGUCACACGUCACCUACGCCUCGCGAGUGGGUGUGCGUGCGACGACGUUCGACUCUGAAUCCGAGCUUGUCAAGGUACACGCGUUGAACCCGUCUGCGGUGGUGCUGCUCCGUCUGCAAGCCAACGACUCCACGGCUCGCUGCAACCUCGGCGUCAAGUACGGCGCGCUCAUGCACGAGGUGCCUUCUCUCCUCGCCGUCGCGGCCCGCCUCAAGCUCCACGUAGCGGGAGUAUCGUUCCACGUCGGUAGCGGCGCGGCUGAUCCCGCUGCAUUCACCCGCGCCAUAGCUGCAGCGCGCGACGUGUUCGACAUGGCUGCUGACGUGGCACGAGCGGCCGGCACGCCUGCCAUGUCGGUUCUCGACGUGGGCGGCGGGUUUACGGCGCCUGGGACGGGUUGCUCUGGCGGCAUGGCUUUCGACGCUGCGGCCAAUGCGAUCAACUCGGCGCUUGACCGCUUCUUCCCGGAAGCCAGCGGCGUGACGGUGAUCGCGGAGCCUGGCAGGUACUUUGCUGAGACGCCCUCGACGCUCGCGACUUGCGUCUUCGGCCGUCGGGUACGCGGCGAGCGGCGCGAGUACUGGAUCAACGACGGGCUGUACGGCUCGAUGAACUGCGCGCUCUAUGACCACGCGACUGUGCGCGCGCACCCGCUUGCGCGCGCGUCCGCCGCUUAUGACGGGUCUUCCGCCAACAACGAAUUUGAUGGCGGAAGAUUUGAGGUUAUUGACGUGAGCGGCGGCGGCGGUACGGAUGACAAGGCGGAAGAUGGCGAGGGCUUGCCUCCGGAGGCGGAGUGCGGGGGAAAGCGCAGGAAGGGCGGCGGAGGCGCGGGAGCUUUGCGCGGGGCGAGCGGAGCGUCCUUCCCGUCGACGGUGUUCGGUCCCACGUGCGACGGGCUGGAUAUGGUUCUGCGCGACGAGGCGCUGCCUGAGCUGGCGAUCGGUGAUUGGCUGGUGUUUCCAAACAUGGGCGCGUACACUGCGGCGGCUGGGUCCAGCUUUAACGGGUUCGCGACCGGGGAGAUUAAGACGUAUUUGGUGUACACCGUGGAAGGAGAGGAGGAGCACGGCGGCAAGGCGGGCCUGGCGGCUGCAGGGAUCAACGGCGGAAGUGGAAGCGGAAGCGGAACGUUUGAGGGGAUGAGCAUGUGCGAGAUGCUGGGAGGGGAUGGCGGUGGCAUGGGGGAGGCAGCGGGAGAGGCGGGGAUGUACCUGACGCGGUCGGCGUCAGAGGAGAUGCUGCACACGCCGCGGAGCUCUGGCGGAGGCAGCAGCGACCGCGGGAGUCUGGGCGGCGUGUGCGACGCGGCUGGCAGUGAGAGCAUCUGA
Closterium sp. NIES-65 is the source of this 2853-nucleotide messenger RNA. The record is from the annotation of a GenBank genome assembly. Lineage: Eukaryota; Viridiplantae; Streptophyta; Zygnematophyceae; Desmidiales; Closteriaceae.